UCACAAUCCCCGCCAAAAGUUGAAUCGCGUGUGGAACCAACUCACGAAAAACAACAUUAAAUUGUUUGCGUUGCUCUGUGCGUGUAUUUAGUUAUUAGAAGCUUUUUUUGAAAGUGUUCAAGUUAUAAUUACCAAAGUAUAACAAACAGCUAAAUAAGAUGGCGGAUCAAGUGAGUUCACCUCCUCCAGCCACGCCGGGAGACGCCGACGACCGGCGUGAAUUGCGUGCAGCUAUGACUUCACCCAUUGGAGAUUUUGAGCCAUUCGAGAAUGAAGAUGAAAUCUUCGGAGAUCAGACUAUACGUGAAGAAGAGGAAGAAGAGGGCGAGGAGUUAUUCGGUGAUAAUAUGGAGAACGACUAUCGGCCGAUGCCAGAGCUGGAUCAUUAUGACCCCGCAAUGCUGGAUGAUGACGACAACUACUCAGAGCUGUCACAGGGUGAACGCCAGGCAGCUGAAGCUGAAAUGCGAAAGCGCGAUCGUGCACUUGGCAUACAUCGUGAUGACCGAGAUCUAGGCUUUGACCAAAGUGACGAAGAGGACGAUGUCGGACCACGGGCAAAACGUCGUGCUGCUGAGAAAGCGGCCGAAGGCGAGAUGGAAGAUGCGGAGAUGAUAGAGUCCAUCGAAAACUUGGAAGACACUAAAGGUCACUCCACCAAGGAGUGGGUUAGUAUGCUUGGACCGCGCACAGAAAUUGCCAAUCGUUUCCAGUCGUUUUUGCGCACUUUUGUUGAUGAACGUGGCAUGUACACGUACCGGGACCGCAUACGACGCAUGUGCGAACAAAAUAAAUCGUCAUUUAUUGUGUCGUAUACGGAUUUGGCAAAUAAAGAGCAUGUGCUGGCUUACUUCCUACCCGAAGCGCCCUUUCAAAUGCUGGAAAUUUUUGAUAAAGUUGCAAAGGAAAUGGUCUUAUCAAUAUUCCCCACAUAUGAACGUGUCACCACAGAAAUUUAUGUUCGUAUAUCAGAGCUGCCCCUUAUCGAAGAGUUGCGCACUUUCCGCAAAUUGCACUUGAACCAGCUUGUUCGUACUUUGGGCGUGGUCACAGCUACAACCGGCGUGUUGCCCCAACUUUCAGUAAUCAAAUACGAUUGUGUAAAAUGUGGUUAUGUUUUGGGGCCAUUUGUUCAAUCGCAAAAUACUGAAGUAAAGCCUGGUUCCUGUCCUGAGUGCCAAAGUGCCGGACCAUUUUCGAUUAAUAUGGAACAAACACUUUAUCGCAAUUACCAGAAGAUUACCUUGCAAGAGUCACCUGGCCGCAUUCCCGCUGGUCGGAUUCCGCGCAGCAAAGACGUCAUUCUUUUGGCGGACCUUUGUGAUCUAUGCAAGCCAGGCGAUGAGAUAGAGGUUACUGGUAUUUAUACAAAUAACUACGACGGUUCGCUAAACACAGAGCAAGGAUUUCCGGUAUUCGCCACCGUUAUAAUUGCGAAUCAUAUUAUUGUGAAGGACUGUAAACAAGUUGUGCAAUCACUUACGGACGAAGAUAUUGCUACCAUACAGAAAUUGAGCAAAGAUCCUCGUGUUGCGGAGAGAAUUAUCGCAUCAAUGGCCCCAUCCAUAUAUGGUCAUGAUUAUAUUAAGCGUGCCUUGGCGCUGGCAUUAUUUGGCGGCGAAUCUAAAAACCCCGGUGAAAAGCACAAAAUUAGAGGUGACAUAAACUUACUUAUAUGCGGUGACCCUGGAACAGCCAAAUCCCAAUUUUUGAAGUACACGGAAAAGAUAGCACCGCGCGCUGUUUUCACAACCGGUCAAGGUGCUAGUGCCGUAGGUUUGACAGCUUACGUUCGUCGAAAUCCCGUAUCACGUGAGUGGACUUUGGAAGCAGGCGCUUUAGUGCUGGCAGACCAAGGUGUUUGUCUUAUUGACGAAUUUGACAAAAUGAAUGAUCAGGAUCGCACUUCAAUACACGAAGCCAUGGAACAACAAUCGAUAUCUAUAUCGAAAGCAGGCAUCGUGACAUCUUUACAAGCGCGUUGUACCGUUAUUGCAGCUUCAAAUCCCAUUGGCGGCCGUUAUGACCCCUCAAUGACCUUUUCAGAAAAUGUAAAUCUUUCAGAGCCAAUUUUGUCACGUUUCGACAUUCUGUGCGUGGUAAAGGAUGAGUUCGAUCCCAUGCAGGAUCAGCACUUGGCAAAGUUCGUAGUCAAUUCACAUAUUAAACACCAUCCGUCCUGUGAAGAGUUCGUGGAGGACACACAGACGACGGGAGUAGCUGAAAUACCGCAAGAUCUUUUGCGGCAAUAUAUAAUUUAUGCGAAAGAAAACGUCCGCCCUAAACUUACGAAUAUUGAUGAAGAUAAAAUAGCCAAGAUGUAUUCACAACUGCGCCAAGAAUCCUUCGCAACCGGUUCAUUGCCAAUCACUGUACGGCACAUUGAAAGCGUCAUCCGUAUGUCCGAAGCACAUGCACGCAUGCACUUGCGCGAGAGUGUGACUGAGUCCGACGUAAGCAUGGCCAUACGCAUGAUGUUGGAGAGCUUCAUAGAAGCACAAAAGUUCAGUGUCAUGAAGAAAAUGCGCACGGCCUUCCAGAAGUAUCUAUCCUUCCAAAAGGAUCACUCGGAGUUGCUGUUCUUCAUUCUUCGGCAAUUGACACUCGACCAACUUGCCUAUAUACGUUGCAAAGAGGGACCCAGAGCCACGCACGUUGAAAUAAUGGAACGCGAUCUUAUUGAGCGGGCUAAACAGUUGGAUAUAUUUAAUUUAAAACCAUUUUAUGAUUCAGACAUUUUCAAACAAAAUGGUUUCUCUUAUGAUCCAAAGCGGCGAACAAUUCUGCAGAUUGUCACUGAAGCGGCUGUGUAAGCUGAUGCGCA
This is a messenger RNA of Anastrepha ludens (Mexican fruit fly), 2824 nucleotides long. It is a transcript of the gene Mcm2, whose product is annotated as DNA replication licensing factor Mcm2. Gene Ontology annotation, cellular component: nucleus; MCM complex. Gene Ontology annotation, molecular function: 3'-5' DNA helicase activity; single-stranded DNA binding; single-stranded DNA helicase activity. Gene Ontology annotation, biological process: mitotic DNA replication initiation; DNA replication; double-strand break repair via break-induced replication. The record is from RefSeq and is a predicted model, not a curated record. The coding region runs from base 159 to 2813 and encodes 884 amino acids. The transcript has 4 exons. NCBI's taxonomy places the organism in Eukaryota, Metazoa, Arthropoda, Insecta, Diptera, Tephritidae.